Olea europaea var. sylvestris is the source of this 938-nucleotide messenger RNA. RefSeq names its product wound-induced basic protein. NCBI's taxonomy places the organism in Eukaryota, Viridiplantae, Streptophyta, Magnoliopsida, Lamiales, Oleaceae. The record is from RefSeq and is a predicted model, not a curated record. Bases 357 to 500 code for a protein of 47 amino acids. The transcript has 3 exons.
ACGUUAUUGAUGAGCCGGAAGGCAUAGUUGGGGUAGGAAACCAACCCCAUCGAUGUUGAUAGAAAUGUUCGCGACGCCAUGAAGAUAGCCUUCCUCUAUUCGAACUCGCUGACUACUCUUAGAAAUAGAUAUAAAAUGUUCACUUUUUUGUUAAUAACAUGUAAUUGAUAUAACGAAAGGAUAAUGCUGUUUGUGUAAUAUUUUUUUGACAACGUUGAUUCUCCCUUCUCAAUUGAUCCUACUGGGCUUCAAUCUCGUGGCCCAAAUAAACAACAUAAAAUGCUCCAAGUAUCCACCGAAAAUCAAGCAAACUAGGGUUUUUAAUCGACUCCUGAUCCGUAAAUCGAUAGAGGAAAAUGAUUUACGACGUUAAUUCUCCACUUUUCCGAUCCUUCCUCAGCCAGAAAGGAGGUUCUUCUGAUAAGAGGAAAACGGAAGAGCAGAAGCCGAGGGAACAUAAGCCAAAGGCAAAUGAAAACAAGCCGGUUAUGACAGAGUAAUAAGAGGGCAAUUAAAAGUCAAGACACAAUAAACAGUGCGGUGAACGGAUUCGAGUUUGCUUUUUCUUUGAGAAAUCAAUACCUUGGCGGUUGAGCAAUGCGAUAGAAUCUGAGUUUUGGAAAUGUUCGUCGGCGUCAAAUUCAUGAAAAUUAAACUCCCGUACAUAGUAACAUUGAGUCACAAAAUGGGGAGAUUACGGGUAAUUUGACCUCCAUUGUCGCAAGCGGAAAUAGGCUAAACUCUAGAUUGAUAGUAAUUUUUCACCUCAAAAAAUGAAUUUUUUGAUUGUUAUUUUACUAUUUUAAUCAUCAAUUUUUACUUUUUGAGUCAUAGGUGGGAUUUACUUCUCUAUAAAGGUCAAAAAAUCAAUUCUCAUAAUCAUUAUCGAACAAGUCAUAAGAGCUCAAUAUAUAGAGUUGAAUUCAUAUUUUUAAUUA